Molecule: messenger RNA, 1552 nt
Organism: Cajanus cajan (pigeon pea)
Lineage: Eukaryota; Viridiplantae; Streptophyta; Magnoliopsida; Fabales; Fabaceae
Source: RefSeq, a predicted model, not a curated record
AUGACUGAUAGAGGAAGAGGGAGAGGCACUGGUAGAGGUAUUAGUAGAGGUAGGGGAAGAGGGAGAGGUAGAGGUACCACCAUUGUGCCACCACCUUCUACUUCUCAGCCAACACAUUCUAUUGGAGAACCCCCUCAUUGUAUUACACAACCUACACAUGGUUCCACCUCCCAAACACCUACAACUCCCCAAAGUAACCAAGCUACACCUACCCCUCAUGUUACUUCCACUUCUCAACCACAUUUAGUUCCUCAUUCUAUACCUACCCCACAUGUUUCUUUGACACAAUUCCCAAAUAUGAUUGAAAGACCACAAACAAAUCCCUUCAUUGAUGCUACUGGUAUUCCAAAUGUUGGAUCAUCAUCCUCUAUUGAUCCAUCUUUAGAAAUUGGAAGUUUUGACUCUGAUGGGCGUAUUUGGAUUCGCCCAGGUCCACAAAACACAUUCGACCCACCAAUUCACCCUACCCGUGAAAUUUCAAGAAUAAUCAAAGGGAAGUUUGAAGGGUCAUGGGAAUCAUAUGGAGAGGUUAAAAGCACUAAUGAAGGUGUGGCAAACAUGUGGUUUGAAGAGUUUCAGAGAAAGUUCAAGUGGCUGCCUGAUCAUGAUGCACAAAUAAGAAAAGCAUUUGACCAUAAAGCAUCUGAAGGGCUUUCAAAUGCUAUGUAUAGGGUGCGACGAGGCAUUGAUCAAGGGAGUUGGAUUCCAAAGCAAAAACUUGUAGAACUUCAACAAAAAUGGAAUGAUGAGAAUUGGAAACAUAAGUCAAUGACUAAUGCUAAUAAUAGAAAUUCUUCUGAUGGUUCAUUGCAUACUGGAGGAUCCAUUCCUACUUCUGAGCAUUUUAAGAGAUUGAAAAUAUCUACAGAUAUGACUCCAACAUGUUGGGACCUAUUCCAAAAGACCCAUAAGACAGCAAACGGGAAUACAUGGGUGUCUUCCAAGGCAGAAAGGAUAGCGAAUGAGUAUGAAAGACGGUUAUCUGAAAGAGAGUCACAACAGUUAUCGGGAGAUCAUGCUGCCUCUAGUGUGCAAUCUGAAAAUAGUAUUUUCUAUGAUGUUGUUGGUGGUGUGAACGAUAAAGGAAGAAUAUUUGGUUUAGGUUCAGAGGCUGGGAAGUAUAAACCUUCUUCUUCUACAUUCUUAGAGGGUAUCUCAACUCCUGAGUAUCAACAAAUGAAAAAUCUUGUUUCAAAUUUGUCUGAAGAAAACAAAUCAUUAAAAGAACAAUUGCAAAGCCAUGCAGAUUUGAUUCGUGCUUCACAGGAAGAGUCUCGGUUGGUUCGUGAGCAGCUGAAGCAAUUUAUGGAGAUGUUUUCUCAAUCUUCUCGUCCUCUCCAACCUCCUCCUACACAUGAUGCUGACACAGUACAAUCUGAUGAUAAUGAGUUAGAUGAUGAUCAUGAUAUAGAUGUUUAGGGAUGCAUUAUCUUUUACUAUUAUGUUUACUAUGCUUUAAACUUAUAAUUUGUUAUGUUUAAGUUUUACUAUAGUACUUAUCAUACAUUAGGGAUACUUUGUUAUAUUUGGUGUUAUUUGUAUCUAUGGUAUG